AUGGAGAAGUGCGACCCGAUACCGCCCACCUACAAACCCAAACGUUUUCAUUGGUAUAUCCGUCCAAAAGAUCGUGACAUAUUCGGUGAGGAGAAAAUGCACCCAUCUACUUCUCAAGAUCUCAGCGAUCAGUCCUCUUCGCGCAGCAAUAGAUCGGAUUCUACUGCUGAAUAUCGCUUCUGUCGUGGCGGUGUCUCGGCCAAGUAUCUCUCGAACAUGAUCAUCAUUGCAUUGAUACAGGAGAUCAGCGUUGGUUAG
Messenger RNA from Ostertagia ostertagi, 258 nucleotides. NCBI's taxonomy places the organism in Eukaryota, Metazoa, Nematoda, Chromadorea, Rhabditida, Trichostrongylidae. The record is from the annotation of a GenBank genome assembly.